AUGUCUUCCGCCUCCACCAAAGAUCUCACCAAGGCCAUCAAUUCAUUCCUGCCCAACUCUGGCCUGCCACUUCCAGACGAGCUAACCCAAGUCAUUGAUGCCUACCUCGAGAAGCACAAUGAGGAUGGAGCCUCAGAGCGCCUCCAGGAGGACCUCCUAUCUAUAUGGGAGAAGUCGGUCAGGGAGAACGUAGGCUCCUACGCUCCUUGGCUUGCCAUCCUGCGCAGACUUUUACCAGCGCUCAGGGAUCCAACAUAUCUUGUUCAAUGGUGGGACCAAAUGACAGAGCCGGUCCUCGACCAUAUGGCACAAGACAAAAAUCUGGCCAAAGAAGCUUGGGCAAACACUCUAGCUGUCCUUACCUACGACAAUGGCGUUGAGGCAGCAGAGGGUCAAGGGGCGAACCUGAUUGCUAUAAAGCUAUUGAAGACCUGGAUGCAGAGCUUUCAGUUGGCUAGCAAUGAUGGUAAUUCUUCAAUGGCUCUCAAAGCCACCCUGAUACGUAAUGGCUUGCUCAGCUACGGCAAGAAAAGGCCAAAGGGUCUUUUGAGUGCGUUGAACUCUUUCAUUGUUCAAAAGGAAUUUCGAGCCCAGGCUCUGACCCUCCUUUGCGAAUUCGUCCAGAGUGAGCCGCCACAUCUUCACGUUGUCCUGGAGACUCCACUCUUCGACAACCUCCUUCGGAGUCUGCAAAUUGAUACAUCGACAACGGUGGUUACGCUAGCCAUCACUGCGUUGACGAUGUUGCUACCGAAUGUGCCCAGCUCUUUGGUACCAUACCUCCCAAAGCUGUUCAAUAUAUACGCUCGUUUAUUGUUCUGGGACAGAGAGAGGUCUUUGGCAGCCGACAAUCCAGAGAUUGAUGACGAUGACGAGAAGAACUCAAUCGCUGACUGGGAAGUCUGCGUAUUCGCACCAGAUGCUGACAACAUGUCAAUCCCAAAUCUCCUGAGCUUCUUCACAAUUCUUUAUGGGUUGUAUCCGCUCAACUUUGUGGACUAUAUCAGGAAGCCGCAACGGUAUCUGCGUCAUGCGAACAUGCCAAAUGCCGACGAUAUCGAAGUCCAGCCUUCAGAAAUCCGCCAGAAGUCGGAAAGAUUCAGGCAGUACCACAUGCUUCAUCCAAACUUCUAUAACUUGACAUUAGAGUCGGAGAAGACAGAUUUCAGCAGAUGGAUCAAAAGCGAGUCGUCCGAAGUGGUCACAGAGUGCACUUCACUGUGCCUAGCCACCGAGCUCGGGGUAGGCGCCGAACUUGGACCUGCGCAAGAGUUCGGCCUGUCCGAGGUCGAUGAAAACACCAGGGCCGGAGCAGAUCAGCCAUUCCUUACCGGUCAAGCCAUUCUAGCAAGGACCUCAUCCCGGGAUCUGGCGAGCGCCUGGAGAAAUUCAGGUGCAGGGUCAGUAUCAGAAGAAGUACGAACAGCUGUGGGCGUGAUGCGGCGUGCAUCUCAAUCGAGUCACGCUCCUUCUCUCCGUGAGGCUUUCCAGACUCGCACCCGCGAGGGACCGGGAGACAGCCCUACUUUGCCGCCAUCGCUGGGUCUAUCAGCCUCACACACCAAUUUGCAGGAUAUGAUCACUUCUAAUAAAGUCAUCAAGACCGGUCUACACCAGUCGCUGGCCAACGAUAGUGUGCCAUCUCUCGCCUUGAGUCACCAGGAAUCCAUGCCUGAUAAGACUUCGAGCAAACUGUCUGCGCCAAUGGCCCCUGUUGCUGCUCCCCCAUCGACCGAGAGUGACGGAGAAAUCCAGCGACUGUACAAGAAGAUCCUCCUCUUAAGCAACGAUUUGAGUUUUGAACGUUACAUGAAACAACAACACAUGAUUCAUAUCGGUGAACUCAAGAGGCGGCAACUGAAGGAGGCUGCAACAGAAGCGGAAACGCAGAACCUCAUCAUGAUCAAUCGAAACCUGCGGAACCGAUUAGAAGAGGCAAAACGGUCGGAGCUGCGGGCGAAGAAGGAGUCUGAGAACCGGCGCAACAUAGCCAAGAAAUGGGAGACUGACUUGUCCGCGAAGCUCAAGCUUCUAAGGGAGGAGCAAAAGAAGUGGAGCAGUGAAGGAGCCGGCCUCAAGCGGGAGCUCGAGGCCAAGACGGAGGAGUGCGAGAAAUUGACGAAAAUGGUCUGUGGGUACGAGACCACGGAAUUGAACUCCAAACAGAAUCUUCAGGCAAUCAACGACCACGUUGAGGAGAUUGUGCGGCUCAAGGCGGAAGUGAACCGGCUCAUCGAAGUGGAACAGACAUACCAGGCUAAAGAGCGAGAGACAGCAGAGCGCCUAACUGAAGCCGCUGAAUCAAUUGGCCGAGCUGAGGUUUUGAGUAUGAAACUGGAAGCGCGCGACGCUGAGGUAGUGGAGGCGAGGAAGCUGUAUGAAUCACAGAUUUCCGACCUCAACACCAAACUUCAGGACGCGCUGCAGCACGGAGCCAGUCGGCCCAAACGAGAGAACGACUCCAACAAGGCCAUCGAGAGUGCACUAGCAGCAAGCCGGGCGAAGAUGGCUGAUUUGCAGAGGAGACACAACCUCCUGGUGAACAAGUGCACCGUUUUGCAGUCGUCGCUGCUCGAAAAGACAUCCAACAGCUCAAGGUCACCGGCUUUCUCCAGCACAUCAAGGAUGGGCGUCACUUCAGACUCAUCAGACGCAGAGCUCUCAGCAAUCGUGCAGAGUGGGGAUCCGCCGAGCCCGGUGCGAAGGAGGUCACGUCGUGGGCGAGGAUUCUCAGACCCUGAGCUCUUUGUCGAGGGAACAAAGUACAAUGUGACGCCACCACUUGACACGAUAACGGGAUCGUCGGUUGGCACAGUAUUACAUCGGCCUUCAACGCCGACCGGGAGCGCGGAUAUGCCUGCGGGAGGGGAUAGAAGCCCUACUGAUAGAGUUCACGGGAGAGGCAAGUGA
Diaporthe amygdali is the source of this 2910-nucleotide messenger RNA. Its product is annotated as tuberous sclerosis 1. The coding region runs from base 1 to 2910 and encodes 969 amino acids. Gene Ontology annotation, cellular component: TSC1-TSC2 complex. The transcript is spliced from 3 exons. Gene Ontology annotation, biological process: regulation of cell cycle; negative regulation of TOR signaling. The record is from RefSeq and is a predicted model, not a curated record. Lineage: Eukaryota; Fungi; Ascomycota; Sordariomycetes; Diaporthales; Diaporthaceae.